Messenger RNA from Phytophthora sojae, 1140 nucleotides. RefSeq lists its product as hypothetical. Lineage: Eukaryota; Oomycota; Peronosporomycetes; Peronosporales; Peronosporaceae. The record is from RefSeq and is a predicted model, not a curated record. The coding region runs from base 1 to 1140 and encodes 379 amino acids. The transcript has 5 exons.
AUGAAGAUUGUGCGCUUAAGCUUCGUCUUGGUUGGUGCUGCACAGGUUCUCACGCGUGGAGAUGGUGGCAUGCAGAUUACCGUCGCUGUGUACGACGAUAGCUCGUGUCGCGCACCUCCCCACACCAUGACGAUCACAAGACGACCCGGUUGCACGCCCCAAUCAGACCAAAGCAAACCGGUCUGUGCGAGCUCUGGGAUGGUGAACUUCGUGGAAGACUGCGUGCACUACUACGCUGGGUCCUGGGACGACUACGCAGUGAUCUACAACGCAUUCGGUAGGGGAAAUGUGUCGUUCCUUAUCGAGGAGGAUUUCAAUACUGAAAGCGUGGGGUGGUGCGGAGACAACAACGCCUUCACCAACGCGACCGUGUAUCUGCUGAAUGAGAAUUGCCACACAAAUCUCGGGGGUACAAGCACGAAAUUCACCAUCGGCCACUCCCUGAUCCUCACAAAAUACGCCGACCCGACCUCGGGCAGGGCUGUGAGUCGGAGGAUGAUCAAGGUUGUGGCCGACAAUUUUCCGUUGGUGGAUUGGGAGGACCUGCAGCAUUGGGACUCGGAGGCGAUGUACUUUGUGAGAGACUGCAUCGACUACUUCCCGGGUGGAUCAGAUCCCUACGGAGUGAUCUACAACGCGUUUGGACCUAAUGCGCCUUACUUGCUUGUGGAGGAAUACGACUCUGACCUCGGGCGGUGCGGAGACUACAGCGCCUUGAUAAACGCGACUGCGUAUUUACUGGAUGAAACCUGCCACACGAACCUCGCACGAACGACAAGUAUCAAGCUCACCAUCGACCGCUCCCUCAUCCUCACCAAUCUUGCAUCGACUCGCUUCGGCGAUAAAGCCCCGUACAUCGUCGUGGAGGAAUUUUUGGAGUCAUCGUGCAGCAAAGCAGCACCAAGUGUGAUUGUCUACAAAGCGGAUGGAGGUUGCCACCUCAACCUGGACGAUGCGACGAGUUUCAAGGCCAUGCUGGCACAGAAUGGUGCAGCAACGCUUGUCACCGACCAGGGGUGUACCGCGGAUAGCGACUUUGGUUGUGGAAGGAGGUUUACCGUCGGUGGAUUUGAGAGACCCAAGACCUGCAAGAAGAUCGAAUUUCCAGACUGGCUGUGGAACGAGGAGGCUAGCGGCUAG